AUGUCAAACACGAUGUUUGGAAAGCUGGAAGCCACGCAAUUCUAUUUCCUCACGUUCCUGGUAUUAUGGACGAGUCUUUUUACUAUUAUUUGCUUUUAUUUGAUCACCCGCGACUACAAGCAGAUUUGCACUGAGGAAACAGUGUCGCCGUAUAAGCCCCAUCGUUUAUUGGCAAAUCUGAGUUGUGGAAAGUUGAUGGAAGGCGGUUCUGCGUCGUAUUCCCCGAUUUCGUUUGAGGAUCCGUCACAGUUGGCGAUGAAUUGCAAAGCAAUUAGAAGACGACGAAAUUUCGUUGAGAAAACUUACGAAGAAGAGGAAGACUUUCCAUUGGCAUUUGUGAAAACGGUGUACAUGGCAAGUAAAUUUAAAAAUUUUUUGCAUUUUUGCAAAUAUGGCAUUGGCGGCACAUCAGUUUGUCGGGAAAAUAAUGUGGAUUAGUCCAGCUUUGAAACUCCCACGAUCAUUUUGCGAGGGCAAGCCGGGGCAGGAGAUUUGGUGCGUCUGCGAUGAAGCCAGAAAUUGUGCUGCGACAAUUCCACAUUAUUUUCCCGACAGAACAAUAAUGAACGCAAACUCGCAUUGCCGGCGAGAAAACGAAUUGUGUCGCGGCAAAAUCCAAUUGUUUUUUGCUUCAGCGACGAUUAUUAGGCGCAGCGACAUUGUGCUCAUUAUUUUCUCGACAGAAUCAGCUCUUUCAGGACUACACCUGGCUGGAGAUGGAGCUUUCAACUCACUACAGCCCAAACAACUUUUAUUGUUUUGUCAUUGAUUCGAAGGCGUCCGAAGUCUUCAAAACCCGACUGCGCUCUCUGGCCAACUGCUUUGAGAAUGUCAUAGUUGCGGCAGAAGAGUUUGACAUGAGCUCAAUGGGUCGGAACAUAGUCAUAGCUCAAUAUCACGGCCUGAGAUUGUUAAUGAACACGAGGAAGGAAUGGAAAUACGUCUUUUUGUUGGAGGUAAGGGAGAAAUCAAGCUGUAAAGUGGAGCAUCAGUCUGUCGGGAAAGUAAUGAGUGAAAUAUCGUGUCGCUGAAGUGAAAAACAAAUUGAUUUUGCCGCGACACAAUUUAUUUUCUUGAGGAUGCGAGUUUUGAUGCGACGAAUUGCGCAUUAUUUUCCCGACAGAUUGAUAAAACAACUCUGUCACAUUAAAAUGCUGUUUCCAGAAUCACGACAUCUUGAUCAAGACCAAUUACGAACUGACUCAAAUUUUACGAGCUUAUGAUGGCGCCAACGAUGUGCAUGCAGUGUCGGUGAAGAGAUUGGCCCGUUGGCGAAGGGAACAGUUGAAGAAUUACACGUUUGAUGAGUUGGGGCUUUUCCGAGAUGGUAAGGCUAAAAAUACCAGUGUGUCGGGAAAAUAAUGAGCACUCUGUCGAAGCGAAAAUCGCAUCGCCGCUGAGAAAAUAAAAAAAAAAAUUUCAGCCACGGAAAAAUCGCUCAACAAUGUUCUGGUCAAUGUGAAAGGCUACAAUCAGGCGGUGUUGACGUUCGACGCAGUGGAUUACAUUUUUGCUGUAAUGUUAUAGCUGAUUAUUCCAAUUUUUCUAUUCAGAAGCUAAAUAUAACCACAAUGUUGGAGAAAUUUAAUGGCGACGGCCAUGAAGAGGAGUUCUUUACCAGCAGUUUGAAUGCGAAUGAUGCGAUCGGACUGCCCGGGGGCUUUACGACCAAGUGUCUGAAGAAAAUCAGUUUUCAGUCAAUGGUUCGGUAAGGAGAAGGAUUUUACUGAAAAGAGUCUAAUGUAAAAUGAAAGUAUUAUACCUUUACGCCCUUUUUCGAGACCCGACUCUUCGGGUCGUUGGCAGUUCGGGUCUAUACCAAAUCGACCGAUACGGGCCGUAGGGCAAGUGGAUACCCAAAACAAGGUUGUAGGAAGUGCCUGCGAGGCCUCACAAAGCCGUUGGGCGGUCGGCGGACGGUCGGCGGAGACUUGGUGAAGACUUGCAAUAUGUCCCCUUUUUCUGAUUUUAGUUAUUACCAGAGAUUGCCACGGCUCCUGAGCCGGCUCUUGGCUCCGGCUCUGAGCGGCUCCGGCUCCGAGCCGGGAGCCAGAGCCGGAAAUUUUGGGGUCGGCUCCGGCUCCCGAGCUCAAAGUCGGAGCCAGGGUUCCCAGCGGUCAGAAAAGUAA
Molecule: messenger RNA, 2129 nt
Organism: Bursaphelenchus xylophilus (pine wood nematode)
Lineage: Eukaryota; Metazoa; Nematoda; Chromadorea; Rhabditida; Aphelenchoididae
Source: the annotation of a GenBank genome assembly